This is a messenger RNA of Chrysemys picta bellii (western painted turtle), 4827 nucleotides long. RefSeq names its product coronin 7 (gene CORO7). The record is from RefSeq and is a predicted model, not a curated record. Gene Ontology annotation, biological process: actin filament organization. Gene Ontology annotation, molecular function: actin filament binding. NCBI's taxonomy places the organism in Eukaryota, Metazoa, Chordata, Testudines, Emydidae.
ACUGCCGGCUAGGGGAGGGCGCGGCGGUGGCAGCGGGAGUCCGCGGGAGGGAGAGGCGCUGAGAGCCCCGAGCCGGCACCAUGAACCGCUUCAAGGCGUCUCGGUUCCGGCAUGCGGUGGCCAAGCCGGUCCGCAAGGAGGCCUGGAUCAGGGAUGUCCGAGCCGGCUCCACCAUCUCCUGUGGGAACCAUAUCAAGUCCAGCUGCCACUUGAUAGCGUUUAAUGCUGACUCGGCAGGCGUGUUGGGCAUCGUGCCGCUGGAGAGCUGGGAUGGAAGGAAGAGGGCUGUGUCCCAGCUGUGCUGCCAUUCAGACGUGGUGACGGACUUUGACUUUUCUCCGUUCGACGCGCUCCUGCUGGCGACAGGCUCCGCUGAUGAAACCGUGAAGGUGUGGCGCCUGUCUGAGAGCGGCCAGGACCUGCCCUCCUGCCCUGGAGUGACCCUGGGGCCGGCAGGGUGCCAGGUGGAGACACUCCAGUUCCACCCGACAGCAGAUGGCGUACUGGUGAGCGGAGCUGGGAGAACGGCAAAGGUCUGGGAUGUGGCCCAGCAGAAACCCCUGACAGCACUGGAACCUCACGGUGACCUGAUCCAGAGUGUGUCCUGGAAACAAGAUGGCUCCCUCCUCGGCACCUCCUCUAAGGAUAAGAAGCUGCGGAUCUUUGACCCAAGGACCAAGCCAGCUGCAGCCCAGAGCAUCCAGGGUCACGAAAACAACAAGGAUUCCAGGCUGCUCUGGAUGAACGCCAGCGAUUACGUCCUCUCCGUAGGAUUCAGCCAGAUGAGGGAGCGUGAGGUGAAGCUGUGGGACACACGGCGAUUCAGCAGCUCGCUCGUCUCCUUCGCACUGGACACCUCCUCAGGGGCAGCGAUCCCACUCUUGGACCCCGACACCGGGCUCUUGGUGGUGGCUGGAAAGGGUGAAAAUCUCCUCUACUGCUUUGAAGUGUGCCCCUCGCUGCCAGCCCUGACACAGGUGACCCAGUGUCUGACAGAGGGCAAGGCCAAGGGCGCCGCCCUGGUGCCAAAGCAGGCGCUGGACGUCAUGUCCUGCGAGGUGCUCAGAGUCCUGCAGCUGACGGACAGCUUCAUUGUUCCCAUCAGCUACACGGUGCCCCGCAAGUCCUUGCAGGAGUUCCACGAAGAUCUGUUCCCGGACUCCACUGGGCCCGUCCCUGCGGUGUCAGCGCAGGGCUGGUGGGCAGGAGACAACAAGCAGGUGGAGAAGAUGAGCCUGAACCCUGCCCGCAGGCCCCGGGAGACCUUCACCUCCUGCCUGUGUCCCCCUGCCCGGCGUGAGGAGCCUGCACCACCCGCCGCCCAGCAGCCCGCCGCCCGCUCUGGGGACGUGGACAGAAGCGAGGGCAGCGGCCUCUCGUCUCCCCUCAGCUCCCUGAGCUCUCCCUCCAGCUCAGCCCCAUCUCUCUCCACCACCAGCCCCAGUCCCAGUCAGAAGUCCCUGCAGAGCAUUCUGGGGCCCAGCUCCAAGUUCCGUCACACCCUGGGUACGGUGCUGCCCCGCGGCACCCACAUCACCAACCUCAAGGGGCUGAACCUUACCACACCAGGAGAGAGUGACGGCGUCUGCGCCAACCGGCUGCGCGUCGCCGUCCCGCUGCUGUCAGCAGGCGGGCAGAUCGCCGUGCUGGAGCUCUCCAAGCCGGGCCGGCUCCCCGACACAUCCGUGCCCACCAUCGAGAAUGGGACGCCGGUCGCAGACUUCUGCUGGGACCCCUUCGACCUGCAGCGCCUCGCAGUCGCGGGCGACGAUGCCAAGAUCCGCCUGUGGCGAAUCCCCCCUGGAGGGCUGCAGGAGACGCUGCUGGAGCCUGAGGCCGUGCUCAGAGGUCACACGGAGAAGAUCUACUCCCUCAAAUUCCACCCCCUGGCUGCAGACAUACUGGCCUCCUCCUCCUACGACAUGAGCGUGCGGAUCUGGGACCUGCAGGCGGGCAGGGAGGAGCUGUGCCUGAGGGGGCACCGAGACCAGAUCUUCAGCCUGGCUUGGAGUCCGGAUGGCCGGAAGCUGGCCACAGUCAGCAAGGAUGGCAGAUUGCGGGUCUAUGUGCCCCGCCAGUCCCCGGAGCCCGAGCAGGAAGGCCCCGGCCCCGAGGGCGGGCGAGGUGCGCGGCUGGUCUGGGUCUGUGGUGGCCGCUACCUGCUGGUGUCUGGCUUCGACAGCCGCAGCGAGCGCCAGCUGUAUCUGUCUGACACAGCGUCCCUGGCAGCCGGGCCCCUGGCAGUGGUGAGCAUCGACACGGCUCCCUCCACCCUCAUCCCCUUCUACGACCCAGACACCAGCGUGGUCUUCCUCACGGGCAAGGGUGACACGAGAGUCUUUGUCUACGAGCUGGUCUCCGAGGCACCCUUCUUCCUGGAGUGCAACAGCUUCGCCUCCAGCGACCCUCACAAGGGCUUCGUGUUCCUGCCCAAGACGGAAUGCGAUGUGCGAGAGGUGGAGUUUGCCAGGGCUCUGCGCUUGAGGCAGAGCUCCAUCGAGCCGGUUGCCUUCAGGGUCCCCCGAGUCAAGAAGGACUAUUUCCAGGACGACAUCUACCCAGCCACCGCAGUAUGCUGGGAGCCGGCCCUCCGUGCCGCGGCCUGGCGCGCAGGAACUGAUGGGCAGCACCGCACCAUCAGCCUGCAGCCCCAGGACAUGACGCCAGUGAGCGCGGCCCCGCAGGAUGUGCCGACCCGAAAGUAUGUCCCAGCCUCGGUCUACCUGGAGGAGAAGUCUGAUGAGCAGAAGAAGGAGGAGCUGCUGAGUGCAAUGGUGGCCAAGUUGGGUAACCGGGACGACCCCCUGCCGCAGGAAUCCUUCGAAGGGGUGGAUGAAGCGGAAUGGGACUAGCCCUGGAAGGGCGACUCCUGUCUCCUGGGACCGCAAUCUCCUCCGUGCCAAUGAUGCUGGCUCCCUGCCUGGCCUUCGCAGCCCCCACGCUGAGGCCUUGCUUUUUGCUGGACUGUGCCCACACCCCAGGGCUUCGCCGCUCCCCAGUCCAGCCCCGAUCUCCCUGGAGGGGCUUAGGCUCAGCCCCGGCCCUUUCCCAAAGAGCCCGGGAAGCCAGCUCUGUGCCGGGCUCUGCCUUGUUACCUAAGGUCUAACGGACUGAGUGAGCCAGAUCCUGCCAGCUUUGCCAGGCUGCACCCUCCUCUCCAUGUGGGAUCUGGCAGGGCUACGGACGCUCCGCUGUGCUGCCAGGCCGGGGCUGGCCAUGCUGCCCGCGGCUUUGGCCAGGAGUUUAUACCCUCUGCCUGUUGGACCAGCAGGCUCCUCCGGGCACCUCAAACCACCCACCCUCGGGCAGAGCUGCUCGCCGGUUGGCUGACAUUCAUGUUGUGCUUGGGCCCCAGCCAAUGGCAUGGUGGUGGUAACCACCGUGGGCAGGGACAGAGCCACCCGGGGGCUGCAAGGCUGGGGAAGGAGAGGGCCGUGGGGAGCUGGGGGUGCCACUGUGGGGUCUGGGCCUCCCAGCCUGGCCUUUCAUAGCCGCCAGCCCUUCCUGUUCUGUCAACACAAUCUCUUCAGCCCGACUGAGCACGGCUCCCAAGCAAGGGCGCAGCCUGCAGCGCCUCCUUCAGGCCAGCCCUGCUCACAAUGCACGGGGUUUUAGGGGUCUGACACCCAGGGCAGCAGGUGCCUUGAACACCUCCACAAGUCUACCCCGGAGCGCUUGCACGUGCCUCAUGCUGCUGAAUCGGGGUCUUCUUUCAGGCUGCGGGGAGCAAGGGCCGGAGGCUGGAAUGACCGCGGCACAACGUACACCAAGUGCCUUCUCUGUGUCAGGCUGUCGCCCCGGCUGCCCCUGGCUCGCUGGCACCUGUCGAUCCAGUGCAGGGGCCUGGCCUGGGAUUGUUCUUCAGUUCAGAUCUGAAGGCGGAGUCUCACUUGUUCUGUUUCCCAUCGGGCAGACGUUCAAAGCACAAGCCUCCCCAAGAGGGGCACCACACCCUGGCCUCGAGGGCUGCCUGUCCGGAGGGUGGGCAGGAGUCGCUGGUGGGUAGCCUUGGCAGAGAGCAGGGAUGGAACAGGCCUGGAGCUCAGCACUGCGGUUCAGCUGCACCCUGAGAAAUCAGGAACCCAAGGGUGCCCGGCCUGUGUGGCACUUCCAGCCCACACCCGGGCCCAGCCCCACUGGAGCUGCCACUGCAACCCCACUGCCACGCCUCCAGAGCCUCCCCUCUACCCCAGGCUGGGCUUGGGGCACAGGCUGCUGUUGCAGGUGGGCAUUGUCCCCUUGGUUUCAACUCAGACUCACAUCCCAGGCACUAUUGCUGAUUUCCCUCUGACCCUGGCGUUUAGUGCAGCUCGGGCGGGCGGUACCCGGAGAUACUUGCCCUGCUUCUUGUAGGGUACCCAGUCUGGACACCUCCAGGCUCUAGGGCUGCCAGGCUGGUAUCCUUCCCCAGCAUUACAUUCACUCUGCGCAAUAUUUCACCAGCAGUGUGAGCCUUUAGUUCACCUAGGCGGUGUCUAGCAGAGAGCGUGUGAUGUCGCCCGGUAUGUGACCUGCCUGGGCGGUGGGAGAAUGUUCUCUUGGGGGGGAGAGAGCAGAGCUGGAGCCAGAGAGCUGAGCUACCCCGAGCCAAGGCCCACAGCUGUCAAGCCCUUCCUGGAGGGCCUGGCACCGCGAGGGGCACUGCCUUGCCAACAAGCCCAAGUGCCAGAUCAGGGCCGGGGCUGUGCUUUGUACGGCACAGGAAUCUGGGAGUGGGGACUCAGUGGGUGCCCACUGGAAGAGGACAAAUGCCAGCAACGCAGCGGUGGGGAGGGGGCUUCUGAAACGGCGUCGCGAGUUUUAAUAAAAAACAGUACUUUAAAAAAA